Acipenser ruthenus (sterlet) is the source of this 3130-nucleotide messenger RNA. Its product is annotated as midnolin-like. The record is from RefSeq and is a predicted model, not a curated record. The transcript is spliced from 8 exons. Gene Ontology annotation, molecular function: protein binding. Gene Ontology annotation, cellular component: nucleus. NCBI's taxonomy places the organism in Eukaryota, Metazoa, Chordata, Actinopteri, Acipenseriformes, Acipenseridae. Bases 412 to 1941 code for a protein of 509 amino acids.
GGCUGGUGGGCGUGGAUUACCCAAGCUGAACGUUGAUACUUUGUUAAAUUUUUUGGUUAUUGACUUUGCAUCGGAGCUCUGAACAGCUGCGGGGACGCGGCGCAGAGCAACACAGACCCCUAUACCUGAUCUCAGGCUGUUACAAAAAGGAGGCUUACAGCUCCAGGCAUUUUAAAAACCCUCACCACCGAUUCAAAAGAUACAGCUUUUAUUUUCUUCCGCAUUUGUUUUUUUUUUCCCUCUUUUUACAUCUGAAAUACGGAUUGUGAAAUUACGUAAUCAAGGGCUCGCUAUUCUGUAGGAAUCCGUGUUACUGUUGCCGCAUCUAUUGUUUUACAUCUGGUCCGGACGUACGAUUCACAAGCAAGCGACUGACCUACAGAUGAAAGGAAGACUCUAAAAGGUCAGCGAAUGGACCAGCACCCCAGGACCAGGAGCUGCAGCAGCCGAGGAGCCACCGCCUGUGAGGCCAUCCCAAACGAGCCGCCCAUGAAUUUGUACAUCCACACCACUACCGGGACCCGCUUCGAACUGACCGUCCCUUUAGAGGAGACGGUACAAGGGCUCAACAAGAGAUUAUCGCAGAGACUCAAAGUCCCGAAAGAAAGACUCGCGCUCCUGCACAAAGAAACGCGGCUGAGUUCAGGAAAGCUUCAAGACUUUGGCAUAACGGAUGGUAGCAAGUUAACACUUGUCCCAACAGUGGAAGCCGGUCUCAUGUCCCAAGCGUCAAGACCCGAACAGUCCGUAAUGCAAGCGCUGGAAAGUUUAACAGAAACUCAGGUACGUGUCAGUGACUUCCUGUCGGGACGGUCGCCCCUGACCCUGGCUCUGCGCGUGGGCGAUCACAUGAUGUUCGUGCAGCUGCAGCUGGCUGCGCAGCAGUCCGGGGCACAGCAGCAAGCGCAGCAUCGCCACGUCAUCACAAGGGGGGAGGGUGGAGCGUCCACAGCAGGGCCCAGCAGCGGGCAGCACCCCAGGACCGGGCAUCACCCCCCCCACUCGCACCCUCACCCACACCCUGCCCCCUCUGCUGCCACUGCAACCCCAGCCAGCGCCAGACAGACGGUGCCCCCCAGCUCUUCUCCCGCUGCAGCCCCCCUCUACUGCCCCCCAGCCCGGCCCUCCCCGCUUUCUGCGGGCAUGUUCCAGUCGCAGAACCCGGGCGAGACCCCCGCCAGCGCCACGGCAGCCAGCCCCUGCCCAGAGACGACUGCGCGAAGCAGCAAACCAAAAACCAAGACUGACUCCUCCAAAAGCACCAGUAGCACUACCAGCCCGGGACGGUCCCGCAAACCUGGCGCCAUCAUCGAGAGUUUCGUCAACCACGCUCCAGGGGUCUUCUCAGGAACUUUCUCAGGCACUUUGCACCCGAACUGUCAGGACAGCACCGGUCGGCCGCGACGGGACAUUGGCACCAUCCUGCAGAUCCUCAACGACCUCCUGAGCGCCACUCGGCACUACCAGGGCGUGCCCCCCUCUCUCACCCAGCUCCGCUGCCAGACCCAGUGCAGCCCUGCCUCGCCCGUGCCCUCCCCCCCUCCCUCUCCCCCUGCCACCGGGGGAGCCAGCCUCUCCGCAAGCCUCUCUGCCAAAGCUACCUCAGUGCCCAGCGCCAGCAAGCCCAGCCUGCACCCCCUGCAGUGCCAGAGCCAGAUCCGCAUGUGCAAGCCCAGCGGCGACCGCUUGCGUCAGACAGAGAACCGCGCCACGCGCUGCAAGGUGGAGCGUCUGCAGCUGCUGAUGCAGCAGAAGCGCCUGCGCAGGAAGGCUCGCCGUGACUCCCGUGGCCCCUACCACUGGCUGCCCAACCGCAAGUCCAGCCGCAGCAACAGCAACAGCAGCGUGUCCAGCGAGGGCAGCAUGGACAUGGACUUCGAGGACUCACUGUGGAAGCCGGACGUCAAGGCGGACAUGAAAUCCGAAUUUGUGGUGGUGUGAGGCUGCGGAGCAGGGGGACAAACCUCAAGAAAGAAGAAAGCGAGAGAGAUGGAGAGACAAAGGAAGGCACGUCAUCUCUAAUGUGAUGGUUUAAGGAAGGCGAUUUUGGUCUUUUCUCGGAAUUCAGCGACCUGGCCCCCGCACCCCCAACCCACCCCCCCUCCCCCAUAGUUUCCAUAAGAACCAUCUGUUGAUUUUUCCUCUCCCACACCCCUUUUCAUAAUGUUUAAAGACAGUGGGGAACUUGAGAGGGACUGGGCGGACCUGCUUAGUUGUCGUGAUAUUUGGGAUUCUCGAAUAAUGUAUAAUUAGAGACGGCAGAAAAGAAAGAAAGGAAAAAAAAAAAGAAAUACCAGUUCUUGUUGUUCUUGAUGUUGAUGUUGUUGAUGUUGAUGUUGAUGUUAAUGUUGUUGUUCUUGUUCUUGUUGUUUGGGUUGGAUGGGACUACAAAGGACUACAAAAAGACUGAAAGACUACAAAAAUGGCUGCCUUACAGAAAUACAAUACAAUACAAUGGACGUGGAUGAUCACUUGGAGGGUGGCUUGUGCGCAGUAGAACAGUGGAUUGAUAACCGGCACCUGUUGCACGUCUCUCUUUUAAUGCCUGUGCUAGGACGAACUGUACCAAGAGGUGCACUGUUAGCGCAUAGUCUCCAACUGUGAUCAGCUGAACUUACUCAACUUUGAACUGGGCAUUCAUGGGAUCUUCACAAUUCAAAAAACGGACACAAACAAAUACUUUUUUUUUUUUUUUAAACAAAUAUGUAGCAUUGUUCACAAAGCAUUCAGGUUUUCAAAAUCAAACAUAAACGUGUUUUUUGCACAUUUUUAUGAUUUUUCAAAUGCCGAUGGGUGGCCAAGAGAGGGGUUGACUUUCCCAAUGGCUUCAGUAUGGAGUCUGUCUGAGGACAAAAAACUAAACCAGAGGGACAGGUACUGAGAUUGAUAUCAGCGGGACCCCUGUCUUUAACAAUAACCUUGAAUAUUAAAUAAAAAUAAAUACAUAAAGUGCUUUUAGAAGGGUGUCAAAUCAUGACUUUAAAUAUAUAUAUAUAUGAAUAUAUAUAUUUGUUUGUUUGGUUUUUUUUGUACUUUUUUCCCUACUGUUUUUAAAAAACAGAACUCUGUAUGGCUGAGUUUUAAGCCAUUUAUUAACAAAUUAAUUUUAAAUCUCACUUUUUUUUUCUCA